CUGUUCGCAUCCGCCUUCUUUUUUCCAACAAGUGAAAAGACGUGGUCCACUUCUUUCAUUUCACAUGCAUCCCGCCUCACCGUCAUCACCUCCUCCACCUUCGCCUCCUCCUCCUCCUCCUCCUCCUCGCCCUCCUCGUACGCCGCCGCCUCCACCUCCGUCUUGACCUACGCUUCUGCCACUGCCUCUGCCGCCUCCUCUCGUUGCCUUGUUUUUUACCUGAGGUUUACACGAAUGUCCUCUCAGCGCAAACUCUCCGCCCGUGAACAUGCCCACAUGGCCUCCUCUUCCCUCCUCCUCGCUACCUUACUCGUGGCUUUGGAAUGCGGUCUAGUGGUGCCAGCUAAGGUUGUGCGUCCACGUUCCACCACCUUCCUCUCACCUCCUACCAUUGAAGUCGACCUGUGCACUGAUCUCCGCUCUGUCCGUCUGGGAGGUGGUGAUUUCACGGUAAAGGCUGUCACAUCCACACUACCAACCACCUCGUCUCAAUUGCACCAUCUCUCUCUGGUGCAUUGGUAUCACCACCUCCUCUUGCACCUCUCCACCACAGCGCAUGACAACCAUGCCACACGACUGCAGCUUUGA
Hydatigera taeniaeformis is the source of this 588-nucleotide messenger RNA. NCBI's taxonomy places the organism in Eukaryota, Metazoa, Platyhelminthes, Cestoda, Cyclophyllidea, Taeniidae. The record is from the annotation of a GenBank genome assembly.